CCUCGACGGAAGAUGGGCGACAAGGAGAAGCGGCAAGUGAUCAAGCUGCACAAGCAGUUCCUGGAAGAGAUUGAUGCAUGCAAUGUUCUCGAGAGGCAGGGACUUCAGGGGUUCUCGUCAUUGGUGAAUAUCGCGCAAAGAUUGCCACUCGUAAUGAGCGAGAAAGAGUCGAAAUAUGGCGUGCUGGAUGGCAUGAACAGCAUUCGCGUCUUCUUAAAGAAGCGCCACUUUGAGUCGUUGGAGAAAACAAGCACGUACAUCGCCCAAGUAAUACAAGGUUUCUUUGAUCGCGUUGAGAAUAUGCAGCGAGCUAUGAGUACCUGCGCAGACGUGCUAGAUCGAAUGCCCAUCCAAGACCAGCAUGUGUUUGUAGUCGAGUUGAUGGAGUGGAUGGAAAACGUGCUGGCGAUGUACGAGAGAGAAUAUCCUUUUGACGAGCUGCUGCUUGUCAGCUAUAUAUCUGCCCCAAAUGUCGUAGUCUCGUUGGUUCCUUCACUACCAGUAGUACAGCAGGGCGAAAAAAGAUCUUGGGUCAGUGCCUCGAAUACUGGAAUCUACCCGACCUCCAAACAAGGCACGCGCAGUGGAUGUCAUCGAGUGUUCACGGGUGUAUCAAGGCAGAAUACGUGUCCAUGGUGGUCGAAGCAUUUGCGUCGCCAAUACCAGCCUAGUAAGGGAGAUCGUCGAGAAUGGAGCGUUCGCACCAUGGCCAAGAUCGACGAGCUUUCAGCAGCCACACGUUAACACGUUUUUCAUUAAUGCAAAUCUAAUGCGUAUCUA
Messenger RNA from Aphanomyces invadans, 780 nucleotides. RefSeq lists its product as hypothetical. Bases 13 to 744 code for a protein of 243 amino acids. The transcript is spliced from 5 exons. The record is from RefSeq and is a predicted model, not a curated record. Lineage: Eukaryota; Oomycota; Saprolegniomycetes; Saprolegniales; Verrucalvaceae.